UUCUGACACUUAGAGACAUUUACACUUCUAAAUAAUUUUAGAUUAUUUUUUGUAUGUUCGUUUUUUUUACAUUAUUAUUUAGUUUUUUUUUGUGUAAUUCGACAUUAAGAGACUUUACAGUACAUAUGGUGGUACUUUAUCGCACUAGUGAUUAGCAUAUUACGUUACUGUAUCGAACAUUUAAAGGGCCAUAAUAUACUGUAAAAUAUUGUACGAUACAUGUGCGAAUAGGUAAUUCGCAACUCGUGUCGAUUUAAAACACUCCCUUCGGUCGUAUUUUAAUAUAUCGCCACUCGUUUCGAAUUUCCUAUUUUUCGCACUUGUAUCGUAAUGUACUAUUAUACAUCUCUAAGUAAUAAUAAUACUUUGAUUGCAUUGAUAUUUUCAGUUAAAUGUACCUAUUUUAUAAUUGUUGAUGUGCUUUUUUUUUGCUUGUAGGUAUGUAACAAAGAGCAUAUAAUCACUACGUGGUAUGUAAAUUCCAUGUAGACAUGUAACAGUGCCCUUGUGGCCUAUUUGCUGAAUAAAUGUUGAAGUUGAAGAUUGCUAUAAAAAGCAGAAAAAAAUGCAAAAAGAUGACUGAAAAUUCGGCCGGUUCCUUGCCAUUGAAUUGAAUUGAAUUGAAGGGGUUAACAGUGUUCUCUUCAUUGUUCUCAAUAUUCUUAGGGUUCCAUACCUCAAAAGGAAAAAAAACGGAACCCUUAUAGGAUCACUUUGUUAUCCGUCCGUCCGUCUGUCUGUCUGCGAAGACCCUUUAUCUCGGGAACACGUGGAUUUAUCGAUUUGAAAUUAAAACCAUAUACCUACUCAGGGUCUAUCAUCCCUUGAAACUGUGAAAAAAAACAAACUUCUAAGUUUACGUAAAAAAAAGAUAGGUACAGCCGUUUAUUCCGCAAAAACGUAAUUUCCACACUCUCAAUGGAAUUAAAAUUUAUAGGGUACCUCUGCCCGUUGACAUACAGCUACAUACAGGUCGACCUAAUAAAAGCGUGUUAAAAAAUUGUUAGUUUCUAUAUUGGCAAGAAUGGCAAGAUCUAAAUAGGUCAAAACAAAACAAUCAUCAGAUCAACUAAUACAAUGGUUGUCAUCAUUACGUUGACGCCAUUGUAUUGCAUCAAUCUGUUUGUCGGCUUCUCGCGUAUAUGAAUUACCGUAUGUGAGAUACCUACUGUGAUUCUGAGUCACGCUUUGCUUUUUGAGUUGGCUAACCGUAUAUGCGCUGUAACAUAAAAAAAAGUUGGUAGAGAACAGUACAGUACUUAAAGAUCUCGUACAUGAUGCUUUACAACGAAUAACUUAAUUUACUUACUAGUCAAGUUUUACAAUAGGCGAAUAGAUACUAAAUACAUGGAGUGCGACUCCCGUGGAAUCAACUGAACUGACUUGAAAACAAACCAGUACCUAUUGAAGACAAUGUCUCAGAUGCUCUUGUUAAUAAUAUCAUCCUCUCUAAUCAUAACAACAAGUGCUAACACAAAAUGCUCCAGCGAAUCCACUCCCGUCGUCCCGAAAUAUUACAAAAUUGAAAAAUGCCAGAGGUCCAAACUUGGCAUUGCUGCGAAGGCCAACUACACCACUUUGUCCAGCUGCCAGCGCCUUGGCAUCGAAAAGAAGGCGUUAGCAUUAAACUUCGUGCCACCUGAAGUGCUGAAAAAGGCAGGGAAAAAGAAGAGGGUCAAUGAAACGGAACCCUUAGAGUACACUUGUGAGGUCCUGAAGUGUGCUGAGGUAGAUGGUGGUUUAUCUUUGGUCAAUGACUCCAGAUACGACUAUUAUAGCAUCUACGCUAAACCUAUAUUGCACAUAAACUCCACAUGUAUCCCAGCCACCGGAAUGUUCUACCUGACGCCCACCAAAUUCAACUACACGGAAGCGCGCACCGCCUGCCGAAACAUGAGCGGGGUCCUAGCCGACACGGCUAGCGAGCAACGAACAGAUGCUCUCGCGCAGCUGUUGGCCGGCGCGGGAGUCGAUGCUGCGCUUGUCUCGCUGCGGAGAAGCAACGCUAGCGCGUUUAUAGGAGCCAAUGGCGACUCACUAGACUGCACGACGUACCGGGCCUGGGCGCCCGGGCACCCGCGGCGCCAACACGACAAGUUCAACUGCGUCGUCGUCAGUCGCCAGAAGACCUGGAAAUCCACAUCCUGCAAGAAGAAGUAUCAGGCCCUCUGUGAACUGAACCCUGGGGGACCUUAUAAGCGAGGCGCCAUAUUUGCCUCGCUAGCACCUCCUAACAGUACGGAAACACUGCAGAAAAACGAAGAAUGAAAAUGAGUCAACAUAGGCCUUAGUAUUAUUAAUCUAUAGCUGUCUUAUCGAUGACAGAUUUAUCGAUGUUUCAUUUAGUCAAACAUUAAUUUUGCCACAAAAGCUUCUAUGUAUGAUUACCUAUAACCUAUGCCUAAAUAACCUUAAUCCUUUUCCAGGCAUAGUACGAUUUCGGCCACAUACGCGCCAUUAGAAUUUUAACUGUAGCAUUCCGAUUUAAGCAUCAAAUUAGAUUACACUUUCAGGAAAUGUUACUAGUCUUCAAAUGAAUCAUCAAAGCUGGAUUAAUUGGAAUAUAUUUGGAUUUUUUUCCUAGUAGAUUGGUGCGGCCUGGAAAAGGGUUAACAAAAACAGACUUCAACAAAACUGACGAUCUACCGCGAACAACGAUAAUAUAAAUAUCGUUAUCCUCGAGCUCUUGCAUCGAGCGAUAAAGAGGCGUAUAAAGAAAUGUCGACUUUUGUUUUUCGUCGUAGGGACUGUGUUCUAAAUGCCCAGAAUUUGCACAUGCUGUGCUGUGACUAAAAAUAAAAAUAUGUAAGUAGAUAAUACCGUAAAUUAAAAUAGUGUUUAAUAUGUGUCUCGUAACAUUAAAAGUUUAAUUAUA
This is a messenger RNA of Cydia pomonella (codling moth), 2875 nucleotides long. RefSeq lists its product as uncharacterized. Bases 1414 to 2268 code for a protein of 284 amino acids. The record is from RefSeq and is a predicted model, not a curated record. Lineage: Eukaryota; Metazoa; Arthropoda; Insecta; Lepidoptera; Tortricidae. The transcript is spliced from 4 exons.